UCGUUUUCUCACUUCUAUCCAAUCUUGCAUGUGCAGAUCUAGAAAGCCACCUGUGUGGGGUUUCAGUGCAGAUUGGAAAAGCCAUCCAGGUGCUUAUAAGCCCCUGUCUCGUGCUCAAACACCAGAACUGAAAUUUUUGCUACUCACGAUCAUAGCAUAGAUUGCAUCGUGAUCUAAUCAUUGUCUUUGACACGAGCGGCCAUGCCACUAGUCUCCUUUUCUUCCCUUUUACGAUUCCACGAGCAAACAUCCUUGAUUGGAUAUCCGAGGAGUCGUUCAUAUUGUUCUUCAAAUGGGCUGAAAUAACAUCGGAUAUGGUUUCGGGGUCGCGAAUCAGCACAGUGCAUUUGAUAGGCUCGAUUGGGUCGGUGUCUUUGAAGUGUUUUGGCGAGUAUGUGACCUUGUACUGGGAAGGACAAAUAAAGGGGCUGAUGGCUUUUUGAAGUAGGCAACCCUAUAUACGAAUGUUGGCUCACAAAAACAAUAUAUAUCAUCGAACGUGACCUACAAAAUCCGGCGACAAGCAAGUGGGGAUUCAAUCAUUCUUUCUCGCGAUCUCUUGCCUUUCUCUACUAUUCGUCAUCAUUUUCAGUCAGUGAUACUUGUCCAUAUUGCUACGCAUUACUGACCUCCACCGCAGCCAUCUAUCAGUCUAGUUAUCCGCUCAUCCAUUAAAUCAACACACAGCAGUACAACAUCAACUUUUAACCUGAGCUACCUUCAAUCGAGAACAGCAAGAGACAAAAAAAUGCGAACAACCCGCUCCCGCGCCACCACUAUCCAGAUCCCAAGCACCCCCACACCACAGCUGGCGCGCUGCUCGUCCCCCAACACCCCGACGCUCAACCUACCCUCCAUAUCCGUCCAUCUCCCGGAAGCGCACCAGCCACUCCACCAGCCUCCAGAUUACUAUUACCUCUCCAAUCCCACCCAUACCACCACUGUCCUACUGGGACCCAGACACGCCAUCCCCCUCCACACCACCACAAUCUCUCUCCUCGUCGAAACGCUCACCCCGCACUUCCCCAUUCUCGCCGUUCUCACCGGGCUACGGUAUCCCGAACGUACUCGCGCAGAUACUGAGGACGCCAUGUCCCUCCCCUCCUUCACCACCUCCAACCACGAAACAAGCGCCUCUUUCCAUCUCGAAACCACGUCCCUUCAACACCGCAAACGACAUUACCACUGCUACAGCUAUCGCCGAUCAAGCCCCUAAGACAUCACAACACAAGAAAACAAUCGCAUCGCCGCUUCUCCCUCUUCCCUCCCCUUCCUCCCCGCUUUCCGCAGUCAGCAUGGCAUGGGACUGCAACGGCGCGGCGACUCCCGUGGCGUCGGUGUACUACUUCCCACAGACAGAAGGCAGUGCAACUAUUCUGAGUCCGCGGUUUUUGUUCCCUAGGAAAGCACCGUGUGUGCCUUCGUCUUCGUCUACCGAGUCUCGCUCAUC
This is a messenger RNA of Periconia digitata, 1450 nucleotides long. Lineage: Eukaryota; Fungi; Ascomycota; Dothideomycetes; Pleosporales; Periconiaceae. The record is from the annotation of a GenBank genome assembly.